This is a messenger RNA of Numida meleagris (helmeted guineafowl), 9489 nucleotides long. It is a transcript of the gene IPCEF1, whose product is annotated as interaction protein for cytohesin exchange factors 1. The coding region runs from base 461 to 1744 and encodes 427 amino acids. The transcript is spliced from 11 exons. NCBI's taxonomy places the organism in Eukaryota, Metazoa, Chordata, Aves, Galliformes, Numididae. The record is from RefSeq and is a predicted model, not a curated record.
ACAAAAUGCCGGUGAGAAGCAAGCACGCAACUGAGGUCGGAGCACUUCCUGGUAAACAUGCUGGCAUUGCUGUGUGACACCCUUUGCCUGAGGGUCUGGGGGCUCAGCAAUUGGCUGUGCUCCUCGUAACAACUCAGACAAAGUGUGCUGGGAGGGAAUUUGAUUCAGUCAAUCUAAAUGGUAGAGAUGGCAUGUUUACACCUAGGGACAGUACCAUUUCUAAAACCCAUUACUUGAGAAAUAGGUGUGCAAACAAAAAUAUGACAAUAGGCCAACCUUUUCUUGCUGCUGUUUCAUAAAAGGACUUUUUGCAAGUUAAAUUCUUGAAGGCAAUCAGUAGGCUGGCUCUACGUUUCAUAUAGCUGCGUAAGGACAGUAUUUGAAGUUUAAAUGCAGCAGACCCCAAAGGAUGAUGGAAUUCAGUGCACUCUAGCUUUCUCUCUAAACUUUGAAACCAUUCAUGGAAGCUGAUGGGAAUGCCCUUGUUCCCUUGCGUCAGAAGGCAAAAAAGAAAAGUCAAGGGUUCUUUAUAAUGAGUCGACGGAGGAUAUCGUGUAAAGAACUGGGGCAAGCUGAUUGCCAAGGAUGGCUCUACAAAAAGAAGGAAAAAGGAGCUUUCAUUGGCAACAAAUGGAAAAAGUUCUGGUGUGUGCUGAAGGAGUCGUCGCUGUAUUGGUACAGCAGUCAGCUGGCUGAAAAAGCAGAAGGAUUUAUCAGGCUUCCAGAUUUCAGUGUGGACAGAGCAACGGAAUGCAAAAAAAAGCAUGCUAUUAAGAUCAGCCACCCACAGAUCAAGACAUUUUAUUUUGCUGCAGAAAAUGUUCUGGAAAUGAACACGUGGCUAAGCAAGCUGGGGAUGGCUGUAGAUCCUCAGGCACCCAAUGGGAAGAGUGAAGAAGAAUGCUAUAGUGAAAGUGAACAUGAUGACCCAGAAAUAACAGACACACCACCUCCCUCGUACGUGGCCGAGCCUCCACCUCCUCAUUUGCAGGAUCAACAGAAAUGCUCUUUGACAUCAGCUCUGUCAAGUGAAGCAUCUUGUUCUCUUUCCUCUCCUGAGAGCACUUUCAAUUCCCAAGAAUCAUCAUCUUCCUUGAUGUCCAAGGUGGUUUAUUCUGAGAGGCAGUCCCUGCUUGACCUCGUUAACAACUCUGCCAUGGAAGAGAGUGAGAGUGAUCAGCCUUUAACUUUCUGCGUACAGAUUCAAUCUGAUGAGCAGCUGGAAGUAGACUGUGGAGAAACAGCAGAAAGUCAGAUCUGUCCGGGUGGUGGACCCCAAAACACUUUUUUAGGUCUGGAUACACAUUGCCUAAAUGUGCCAGAUGCAGCAGGACAGAAAUCGCUAGACAAAGAUCAUGAAAAAUGUGCUGAUGAUGAGAUGGAGAGACUUUACAAGUCAUUAGAACAAGCAAGCCUGUCUCCCAUUGGUGAUCGUCGGCUGUCAACCAAGAAGGAGCUGAGGAAGUCGUUUAUCAAACGCAGCAAAAACCCCUCCAUUAAUGAGAAACUCCACAAAAUUCGAAUGCUGAACAGCACAUUAAAGUGUAAGGAACAUGACUUGGCUACAAUUAACCAGUUGUUAGAAGACCCAAAGUUGACGGCGAUAAAGUACAGAGAGUGGAGGAACACAAACAUCAUGCUAGUCCAAGAUAUCUAUCAGCAGCAGGAGGUCCAGGAUGUGUCCACAGAGAACAGCGAGGAGCAAGAGACAACUCCACUGCCUAUCAAUGAAAGUGCUAUCUGAAGCCAUGGAUUGACAGUUGAUUGCAAGAUUUUUUUCCCAAAGCGUCUUCACAUACAGGCACUUUAAAUUUCUGCAUUGCGAGGUUUGUUUUUUCCAAGUGUUCUUCAAGGAAAACAGUCUCUUCUCCAAAACUUUAUUUCGUUUUGCAAAUUCCCCCAAAUUAAAAAAAGGAUGCUUGAAUAUGGGCUAAGGAGUAUAUUUUAUGAAGUAGCGAAGAAAUAUUUUUCCAUAUUGGGAGAAGUAAGUGGUGUAUGUGCAAUUCUUGGAAGUCACAGUGCUGUAUAAUAUGAACUGUAUAAAUGUCAGCUCCUUGGGGUUGUAUUAAUCGUUGAACUUACUGAUAAAAGAAGCUACAACAAUGCCAACAAGAUGUAAUCUUCUCUCUACCUUUCGACCCUGAAAGGUAACUUGAAAUUUAUAUAUUUUUUCAUCUCUGUAUUCAUUCACUUUGACUGCUCUACCUGUCUAAACCAAGACAAACUGAGUGGAAAUUAUGCAUAAAUUUAUACUACGUACCACUGUCAGGCAUCCAGUUUUGUCAUGCCUGAUGUUUUAUGACAAUGACAUUUAUUUAUGGACCAGACCAAAGUACUGCCAUUCUUCAUCAAGAACAGACGGUCUCUCUUUGUUUGGUAACAUGUAAAUUGCUCUUCAGUGAGACAAAUAAUGCCUCAACAAAUUUCAACUUUUCUUAUGGAUUUGGCAGAGAUUCCUGGAAGGCUAUUUGCUUCUUUCAUAUUUUAAAGAAGCGAGAGUAUGUAGGGUACAGGUUCAUUCCAAACUCCCUGAUCAAGCAAGGUGAUCAAGUUUGCAAGGCAGAAGCUAAAAACUUAAAUUGCUGAUGUGGAACAUAAAGCAUAGCUGCAAAUGUUUUUGUAAAUACACAUCAUUUUAUGGCUUAUAUGAAUGUGACUAUGUACUGUAUAUAUGUUUUAUUUAUAUAUUUAUAUAUGCUGAAUUUCGUAAUGUUGAUAGGAUCACAUGGACCAGACCCACUUAGGUGAGAGUGCUUGCAUGUUGACUUGAAAUGCCUCUUUGUUCCAGUAUGAAUCACUGUAAGGGCUCUUGAACUGAGAGUACCCUGGGACUUCCACUGUAAUUUCUUUUUCUGUUUUCAACUUAGGUUUGUGAUUUAGAUGAAGAAAAUCUGUGUAUUUUAAGGCAGGUAUAUAGGUUUUCUAGAAAAUGUUGGGAUUUCUUUUCAGAUAAACAAAAAUGAAUACAUUAAGAGACUUUGCUACAGGAUUUUGGCAUCACUGUUUUCAGUACAGGGUUUGUUUUUUACCUUUCUGUAUUCAGCAUGUCUGCAAGUAUGAGGAAGUUUUCAGAGUGCUGAGUUUCAAAAAGCAAGACUUAACCCACCAUACUCCAAUUAAUGCCACUACAAGAACUACUGUGGGAAUCUGCAUUUCUGUUUGCUGUCUUGAAACGAUAUUGUCAUUGGUUUUUAAUGGGGUUUAUCUUCAAAAAAAAUAUAGCAUAUUCACCUGUUCUUAUCAGAGAAAUAUUUUAUUGUAUCUUGAUCAAGAAAACAAAUAAUAGUAACAUGAAAUAUUUUCCACCUGCUAAGCAAGAGUUCCAAUUUUUGAGAUUGCAUUGUUAACAGUCAGCAGGUUUCCUUUGAUACAGACAUUACUGGAGAAGGAUUGGGCAGAUGGUAGUUGGUUGAAUGCAGAGCUGCGCUCAGGAUAGCAUAAUUGCCUCAGUUAUAGAAGGUUUUAGGAGUGCGAGGGUCAGGACCGAUGUUGGGAUAGGACUUAAUUAUUGGAGUUAGUCUGCUGGUGGGGAUCAGAAGUUAGGUGCUACCUACAAGUGGGUAGCAACAACUUAGUGGGGAAGCAGGUAAAAAAACUGAGGUUGUUCAAAAACUAAUAUUACCAGAAAAUCAUUGUACAAGUGAUAAUUUUAUUAUUUCACUUAUUCUAAUUGGAAGUUGAUGGAAAUUGAGCACAAUACAUGGUGAAAUUUGUUUUCCAGUAAUCCCUCACUAAACAUGAGACCAUUUUACAGACUUAGCUUUCAUUAUUCCCAGAAGACCUUCUUAACAGUGGCCAUCUUUGAGCAUUAAGGAUAGGGGAGGGAUAGCCCUUGAAUUUGACAUAAUGUCCCUUAACUGCUGAGCACACAAUGAAGGUUAGGAGGGCAGGAUUUAAUCUACUUAUUCCCUCUGAAUUUUAGCUAUCUGCCAAUAAAUAAUUGAUGAAUAAUGGAAGUCAAGUUGCUGUACGCUUCAGAUUUAUUCUUGUUAGUGCAGACCAUGCAGAAACAAAGCAUGGAAAUACAAUUUCUUUUCAAAAGCAUCUUCACUAAUUAGAUCUUAAAAACAAACACAUGCUUAAUUGUUCUGUUGAACUGUGCCAGACUAGCCAGUGCCUUGCAGUUCUGUGUAAAGUCUUAGCCAACUCCAUUUGCUGAAGUGGGUUUGAACUACACUAAGGAAAGCACUAGGGAGCCUAUACACACUUUUUCACGCUGUUUAUAUCAAGACAUAAAAAACAGAUUUCUUAAAUGCAGAAACUAAUGACCUCAGACUGCCUGAAUUCUGCUAUUUGUUUUAAUUAGAUAAAAUAGCAUAAAAUAACUUUUAAAUUACUCUCUUUCCAAUGGUCAGUAGGUUAUUAUUGUUGAGCUAUUGAGUUUUUGGAAAUUUUAGGAUGGGUUGUAUCACCCUCUUAGAAAAGAGCAGAAAAUUAUUGAUCAGGGUUACUUUUAAUUCAGUUAUUAUUUUAGAGAAUUCCUGUGUGUUCUGGAAAAAUUUAUGGCUCUGAUGCAAGUGUAGUGUUGAAAGCCUAUCUCCAUUCUCUUCAGCUGCUUUUUAGACCCCAAACAAAUGGAAAGCAUGGGAAAUAAGAAGUGAACAUAUUAAUAAAGUAGGAUUAAUUUUCUAGCAUUUUUAAUUAAUGCAACAAUUUUCACCUGGAUUCAUCAAACAAUUCAUCCAUUCAGCAAUGUGAAAGACAGCUGGAGAAGAACAAUGCAUGGGACAAUGGCUGCAACUGGUGGAUGCGAUGGGGAGCCAUGUCAGCAGGAGAAACCUGGACAACUGUUUGCUCUGCUCAGUCAUAUUCAGGAUAAGUGGUACCUGAGCAUAAAUUCUAUUGGUCUCAGUUUGGAGGGACUGCAUUAUUGACUCCUACUGUAGGGAAACGUUGCGUCCUUGCUAAUGUCCAAAAAUCUCAAGGGAAUUUUUUAAUGUAUUUUUCAGGAGAAAGUGUGUGUAUGAGAUGCGCACACACGCAAGCAUUCCUUUGUCAGUAAAACCUUUUUGCAUUAGUGCAGUAAGUCCAGCUACACAGAUUUUGGAGUAACUAAUCACAAUAUCUAAUUUCAUCUGUUUCUGCAGCCUGUCUCUGGUAGCUUUUCUGGAAAUCAAAUCUCUCCCUCUUUUGGGGCUAUAGAUCUCAUGAGCUACCAGCACGAGAUGAUAUCACAUUUCUUUGCCUAAUAUGGGAAAGGUGUCAUGCUGGGUUUGAGAAUUGUUUCUGCAUAUAAUUCUGAUGAUCUACUUAAUACUGGGUUCCACUGGAAACAGGAAUAAAUUAUGUAAUACAACCACUUUUUUUGCAGAUAAUUUUCUUUUUGGAGAAAACCACCCUAUGGGAAAAGAGAUUGCUUUAGGUCAGUUAGGGGUGAAGGGAAAAAAAAAGAGGUGAUAUUUGGCUUAAAAUUAUGUAGAAUGUGGGAAUUUAAAAUUAGUUAUAACUGGAAAAAAAGUAUAGGCAUGCUGUGUCUAAUAUGUAAGCCUGUGAUCUUACUUGUCUGCUACAAAUUUAACAUGAAAACUUGUAUUUUAUAUCUGUUAAAGUAUCAAGGAAGUCCGGGUAAGGAAAAUUCUUGAGCUGUGGUGGAAAUUUCCCCCCCUGCCUCCCUAUAUAUUUUGGUGGCACGGGAGUGACUAAUGCAAUGACAGCCUCUGCUAGCCUUAUUUAUGUAAGAGAUGCCUUUCUGUUAACAGGAAACCAGAGUGGUUUUCUUGUAGUAAUAGUGCCAAAGUGGUAUUUCCUGUUUCAUGUGGGACAUUUUGAAGCAGCAGACAUUUUAAGAUGUCAUUCACCAUUUCCUUAAACACUUGAUUUAUCCUAUUUUGAUCUGCUCCAAGCUUUCAUGUUCUUGCUUUUUCAAAACUAGCUCCUCUACUAACUGAUAUAAAAAUUGAGGUGACAAACAGAACAAAAAUUCUCUCAGCUAUGAUCUAUGAAAUUCUUGUUUCUGUGUCUAAGAGUGACAGGAACUAAGCCUGCCAAAAGCUAAGCAUUCCAACACUGAAAAAAGGUUGACAGGUGUUAAGGAGAGUACUAAAUUUCAUGAAAUUUGCUGUGAGUAAAAAUGCAAAAUCUGUCUGCUCUGAAAAAAUGAUUGUUUUUCUAUUUUAUUUCUCUCUGGUAAAAAUCUAGGGGAGUGGCUUAUUGAGCUGGCAGAAAAUUAAAAAUAGAUUAUGCGUGUAAUUCCUUAAAAGUUCAUCAUCCUUAAUGAAUUACCAUGAAAUGAUUUAUUUUAUGUUACUCAGCCUUUAACACUGAAAAUCCAUUUCCUUGGGAUACCAUUCUAGCUACCACAGUGUCAGGGGCUUAUGUACCCCACCUGGUACAUAUGAAGUCCAUUUUGGGGAUAUAAGUUUGUUACAUUUCUAUAGGGCAAAUAGCUUAUAUAAUUAGACCAUAUCUUAGGAAUUGUAUGAAUUCUAGUGCUCCCUGGGUCCUAGAUGCCCCAGGACCUGCACACAUUAUUCUGGAUCUUGAAGUUGCUUAUGAUUGCUUUACUUCUCCCAUCUUAAAAUAAAGAAAAGAAGAUAGGAAAACAUAUCUCCAACUAUCAUGUAAAAACAGACUACUGCUAAUCUAGUAGACUCUGUGUAGACAGGGAAAGCCAUACCUAAAGGAAUAUCUGCUAGGAUAUCUACUAUGCAGGGGCAGGGCCUGCAGCAGUAGGAAGGUAUUACUGUGUACUAACAGUACUCCAGCUCCUAAAUCCAUUUUAUUCACUAGUUGCAAACUCAAGGCACAGUGUUUGCACUCAGCACUGCCUUUUCACUGCUUGUUGCCCACAUGUGUGACUUGAUUUUAAUGUAAUGAUACUCACAGCUUGGGGAACGAGAGCCUUAUGUUUGCACUUGUCAAUUAAAGUUGAAAUGAGGGAGCAUUUUGCUUAGCCUUUUUUUUUUCCCACUGCAGAUUUUUCAGUUUGCUGCUACACACUAAGAUAGGACCUGCUGCUUCCUAAAGACAAGCAAAUUCUCUUUGGGGCUAUUAUUAAUAGUAAAUUGAGUAAUUUGGAGCCAGGAAGAAUCAGGGAGUAGUUUGAGUGAGGAAUGCUUUCCACUGGCUGGCAAUGCAGUUUUGGGAGUUCUGUUUUUAAAUUACCUAAUUCUCUUUCAUUGGUUGCUGUAGCCACCCCUAAGGAAGGGUACCUUAUGCUUUAUUGUCUCUUCUGAAAGGCUUGAGACAUGGUCAGAUUGUUUCAACUCUCAGAGCAGUCAGUUUCGAUUAAAAAGGAACUGGGAUCUUUGUCAGAAGUUUUGGUUUAGCUGGCCAGGCCAAACAGACAGAAGCACCACAGAGGUGUGUUUCCUAUGAAGUGAGCUCAUCUAAGGGCUCAGCUGCACAGAAAGAAGCGCACUCCGUCCUUCUCUCUUCCUCCAACAUCCUACAUACUCCCACUUCUUGCUUCAUGCUGCUCUGCCCAUUGCUUGGCAUCUCUGUUAGCUCAGUGGAGUCAGGCAGCAAGGAACUACCCAACAAGAUGGAUAAUUGUCUAUGGUAAUAGUGAGUAACGUUGGCUUAUGGAGAAAUUCAGUACCUGCCAGAGCCAUUACAAGGGAGGAAGAUGCAUUGUGUGGGCAGAGAAAAGAAGGGGACCUCUUCCUCUUAGGAGGAGAGCGUUGUCUUGGUGCAGCUUCCCACAAAGCUUCACUUUCACCAAGUGAUGCUUUUGUUUUUCUUUUACUUUGCAACAUGUGGUUGUGAAAACAACAUGAGGCACCAAUUUCCAUGUGGGGUUUACCAUGAUCUCAGCAUCUGCUUUUGCUUUCCCUGAUUCACGCAGAGCCAAAUAUUUCUGCUACCUCUUUUAUUUCUGGGUAUGAAAGCCAAAAUCCUACAAAAACAAACACCAUUUCCUUAGGAUCUUUCCUUGCGUGCUUGCUGCAGGAAUUCUGAUGCAGGCCUGUGAGAGAAAGUAGCUGGAGCACUGUACAUCCACCAGUUUACACUAGUAAGGAAACAGCACCUUAUAGGCUUGAUCAGUCUUCCAGUAUUUGAUACGCACUAUCCUGUGCUAGCACAAAAUUUAAUAGUUUCCGAAGUUUUAUAAAAAGAGAAAUGAAGUUUCUCAUUAUGAUUCAGGUACUUGUUUUUUAUCUGCUUAAAAAUAAUAAUAAAAAAAUUCUGGGCUUUCCUUGGCAUUCACACAUUCCCAAUGAGAUAGAAGAUGACAUGUUUACUGGUGAGAAAGAGGAGAUGUGGCCAUCCAGUUCCAUUCUCGGCAUCUGACUUGUCGUGUUUCAUCCUUUAAUAUUUUGGAAAGGGCUCAUAAUUUUUCUGACAUUAUCAUAAGCUGGAAGUGAGUACUUACUGCUACCUAUCAAGGAGAAAUUACCUGUAUUAUUUUCUUGUGCUUAAGAUAUGUUUUAGUUAUUGCUACUAAAGGAUAUUUAAAACUGUGUGAUACAAACACUGAUAGUACAUGGGAUACUGAUCAUGGUAACAAGCUGCUCUUUUAUUUUGAUGUGAAAAUAUACAUCUUCCCUCUUCUAAAUCCUAAGCAGACCGGUGCCUUUCUCUGGCAAACAUUCAGGUUCUCUAUGUAGUGCCUUUGGGAAAAUACGUUGCUCUGCAAACAGUUUUCAGCGUUUUUUCUGAUAGAGAAAACUUAUCUCUUAGCACAGCCUGCUGGCUGUUAAUGACACAGCAAGCAAAAUAUAAAAUCAUGCUAUUAUAUGUGAGAGGGGAAGUGAUAGUAUUACUGCUGUAGGUGUGAUAGUCUCACUCUCCUGUAGAGCAAGUUCUAGAGUAAGGUGAGAGUGGUUACUGCAGGUGGGAAGUGGAGGUACUGUCUGGCACACCGGCCCACUGUAGGUUUGAAAUAAUAGCAGUAAAUUGAAGCAAAGUGCAGUCUGAAAGGGAAAAAUGUUCUGUGCAGAGAUGGAUGCUAGAAAGAGAGAGAAGAUAUAUCUGGAUGGGGAAAGGAAAUGAGUGCGUGCAGAAUGGGAGACAAAACCUGUUAUUAAACUCGUGUCUCAGACUGGAUGAUUUUUAGUAUCUGGUUAUUUAACAUUGAUGAAUUUCAGCCAGCUCUGUAGGCCACCCUAAAAGAUCAGAGUUGAAAAGUCAUAGGUUGUUUUGUCAAAAAUGUUCAUAUGGUGAUGUUAAGGACAAUGGCACAAAAUAUCUGUGCAGUCUAGUAAAACCCAAAACCAUGGCCAUGAUAUGGCACAUGAAGACAGCUGAAAAUUCAGAGUUAUCUCCAGAUGUAGUCCUUGCAAAGGUAACCAUCUUCCAAUCAUCUGCUGGAAUAUUUGUGUUCUUACAGAUCUGCUGCUAAAGUAUAAGGUACAUUUCUAAGGUGUGCAUUUUCUUAACUCUUAUUUUUAUUACAGGCAGUAAAUUCUUGGCUAGCACUUAAGCUCAUAAAUUAUAGCAGUAGUGAAAAUGGCCCAGGUGGUGGUGUUCUUUUCUGUGUGAUUUGAGAAUUUCACUCUACAAAUGCCAGAAGGAGUCAUGAAUAAAAUUCCAUACUGCUGUAAAACA